AUGCCAUGCUUGCGCUCAUUUGCCACGACAAGCUCGUCUAACAUUGUUUCGUCGAUACCAUUCAUCACCCGAAGUUACUGGAGUAAUCGAGGUAGAGGUGGACAAAAUCUUACUGAACGCUACCGCAGGCUAGAAAAUACUGCUCGGGGGAGAAAUCCGAUCAUGAAGAUAUCUGAGCUUUCCCAGGAGUUCGAGGAUGCAUCAAAGGCCAGGUCGCUUCCAUUGCCAUCCUCCUCGCACCCCGGUGCGAAAAACGCUCCAGACACGAUCGCGGGCUUUAUGAUCCCCGAAGAACCUAUACCGCCAUCAGAUGAAGAAUGUUGCAUGUCAGGAUGUGCAAUUUGUGUCUAUGACCUUUAUGAGGAAUCUCUGGAAGCUUACAAAGAGUCGAUUGUGACCUUGCGCUCGUCGCUUUCCGCUCUUUCAAUACCAGAAUCUGAGUGGCCAGACCACGUUCGAACCAAUACACCAGCUGCAGCAAAUAGGCACGGGGUCAUCCUUAGCGCGUUCGAAGAAAUGGAGCGUCAGUUGAAGGAGAAGAAGGAACGGAGAGCUACGGUUGAAGCGGAGAGUUAG
This is a messenger RNA of Suillus clintonianus, 576 nucleotides long. RefSeq lists its product as uncharacterized. Bases 1 to 576 code for a protein of 191 amino acids. NCBI's taxonomy places the organism in Eukaryota, Fungi, Basidiomycota, Agaricomycetes, Boletales, Suillaceae. The record is from RefSeq and is a predicted model, not a curated record. The transcript has 2 exons. Gene Ontology annotation, cellular component: mitochondrion.